This is a messenger RNA of Sinocyclocheilus rhinocerous, 379 nucleotides long. RefSeq names its product bromodomain adjacent to zinc finger domain protein 2B-like. Lineage: Eukaryota; Metazoa; Chordata; Actinopteri; Cypriniformes; Cyprinidae. The record is from RefSeq and is a predicted model, not a curated record. The coding region runs from base 65 to 379 and encodes 104 amino acids. The transcript is spliced from 4 exons.
AGGUUCCGGAGCGAUGAUGUCACAGUGAUGUCACAGAACUGAAGCAGAGGCCGUCAUUGACAAUAUGGAGUCAACGGAGAGGCUGGUUUCCCCGACCUCCAGUCAGACCUCCAUAAGAGCUGCAGCAAACCCAGAAACCUCACCAACAACAACACACAGCAAGAGCGGUCAUUUGUUCCAAAUGUUUGGCAAUCAGGGUUUGGGAAUUUCUUCAGUUUCCGGUGCCUUUCCCAUGAUCAGUCACCCAGUCUUCAGUCUGCACUCCUCUUCUCCUGUCUGCUCUGAAUUCGGAGGUCUGGGAACUCUGGGAUUGUCGGCCGCUCUGGCAGCCCACUCUCAGAUCGGAGCUUUACCAGGCUCGUGCUGCCUGUCUCUGUGA